CCCUGCCUCCCCCGCCCGGCUGCUUUCCGCGGCGCCCGGAUACAGAGCUCAGAUGAAAUCAAAAGAACGAUAAAGUUUGGAGGAGAGAAAGAAGCUGCAAUUGCUUUCCUGGUCUGCAGUUUGACAGGGCAUUAAGAUGUCCGUGGACAUGAACAGCCAGGGCUCUGACAGCAAUGAAGAGGAUUAUGACCCUAAUUGCGAGGAGGAGGAGGAAGAGGAUGAGGAUCCUGGGGAUAUUGAGGAUUAUUAUGAUGGGGUAGCUAACGACGUGGAGCAGCAGGGAGCAGAUGCCUUUGAUCCAGAGGAAUAUCAGUUCACCUGCCUGACUUACAAGGAGUCGGAGAGCACUCUGAAUGAACACAUGGCCAGCUUGGCUGCCACGCUAAAGGUAUCACAUGCUGUUGCAAAGCUAGUAUUAGUUAGUUUCCACUGGCAAAUCUCAGAGAUUUUGGAAAGGCACAAGUCUAAUGCUGCCCAGUUGCUAGUAGAAGCACGAGUUCAGCCCACCUCAUCCAAACACGCAAUGGUACAUUCCUCCCAUCACUGUGCAGUGUGCAUGCAGUUUGUCCGGAAGGAGAACUUGCUCUCCCUGGCUUGUCAGCACCAGUUCUGUCGUAGCUGCUGGGAGCAGCACUGUACAGUGCUCGUCAAGGAUGGUGUUGGAGUCGGGGUCUCCUGUAUGGCUCAGGACUGCCUGCUUCGGACACCAGAAGACUUUGUGUUUCCAUUGCUGCCUAGUGAAGAGCUGAAAGACAAAUACAGGCGCUACCUCUUCAGGGACUAUGUUGAGAGCCAUUAUCAGCUGCAGCUGUGUCCUGGUGCAGAUUGUCCCAUGGUGAUACAGGUACAAGAGCCAAAAGCCCGGCGAGUGCAGUGCAAUCGUUGCAAUGAGGUCUUCUGCUUUAAAUGUCGGCAGAUGUACCACGCACCCACAGACUGUGCUACCAUUCGGAAAUGGCUCACCAAGUGUGCAGAUGACUCCGAAACAGCCAACUACAUCAGUGCUCACACUAAAGAUUGUCCCAAGUGCAAUAUCUGUAUUGAAAAGAAUGGAGGCUGCAAUCACAUGCAAUGCUCCAAAUGCAAACAUGACUUCUGCUGGAUGUGUCUGGGAGACUGGAAGACUCACGGCAGCGAGUACUACGAAUGCAGUCGGUACAAAGAGAAUCCUGAUAUUGUAAACCAGAGUCAGCAAGCACAGGCCAGGGAGGCCCUUAAGAAGUACUUGUUCUAUUUUGAGAGGUGGGAGAAUCACAAUAAAAGCCUACAGCUGGAGGCACAGACGUACCAACGAAUCCAAGAGAAAAUCCAAGAAAGAGUUAUGAACAACUUGGGAACAUGGAUAGACUGGCAAUACCUACAAAAUGCUGCAAAACUACUUGCAAAGUGUCGUUACACCCUGCAGUACACAUAUCCAUAUGCCUACUACAUGGAGUCUGGCCCCAGGAAGAAACUGUUUGAAUACCAGCAAGCUCAGCUGGAAGCUGAAAUUGAAAAUCUCUCAUGGAAGGUGGAGCGAGCAGACAGCUAUGACAGAGGGGACUUAGAGAACCAGAUGCACAUAGCAGAGCAGAGACGGAGGACCCUGCUGAAAGACUUCCAUGACACAUAAGACAAGGAGGGAGUGACAAAGUGCAGGGGUGAGAGCAGCGAGUGAAGUGUUGGCAGCUUCACCAGGAUAAGCAGGCACUGCCUCUGGGAGAACACGGCCAAGGACAAAGCCACCCCUCCCCUUGCAAGUCAGACACAUGCAAACACCACAUCUUAGUCCAGUUUGUUCUCUUAUCUUUCUGUUUUUCUUUCUGCCACGCCAGAGGCAGAGUUCAGAUUGGCGUAUUUCCUGGGACAUUUCCCUCCUGCCCUUGAUGGUUGCAGAAAGGGAGGGAGUUUUUCUCUGAAUGGCUGUUAAUAGUAUUAGAUCAUGACAAUUUAUGUAAUUUUCAACGGUUGUACAAUUAUACAGACAAACCUUAGAAUAACACACAACCCUUUU
Indicator indicator is the source of this 1993-nucleotide messenger RNA. RefSeq names its product ariadne RBR E3 ubiquitin protein ligase 2 (gene ARIH2). The transcript is spliced from 15 exons. The record is from RefSeq and is a predicted model, not a curated record. NCBI's taxonomy places the organism in Eukaryota, Metazoa, Chordata, Aves, Piciformes, Indicatoridae. Gene Ontology annotation, molecular function: ubiquitin conjugating enzyme binding; zinc ion binding; ubiquitin protein ligase activity. Bases 137 to 1612 code for a protein of 491 amino acids. Gene Ontology annotation, cellular component: cytoplasm; ubiquitin ligase complex. Gene Ontology annotation, biological process: positive regulation of proteasomal ubiquitin-dependent protein catabolic process; ubiquitin-dependent protein catabolic process; protein polyubiquitination.